AUGCAAUAGAUUUGUGAUUUCCAUUUGAGAUAUAUCAAAUUCAUUUGUGUCGAUAACACUUGCAACAACAAACUGCUUUGUGAUGAUUGCUCCAGAACUUCGAAUGAACACAGCAAUCACAAAAUAGUGGAUGCUGCUGCAUUUUUAUAAUAGGCGGAGACCUUCCUAAAAGGUGGAAAUCCUGACUUUGCUCUCUAUGGAAGUGAUCUUGGCAAUAAAACCAAAAUCUUUCUCUCCAAUAAUGGAAACAUCAGACAUGAGAUCAGAAUGAAUUAUUUAAGAAAAUUAGAGGAUUCCAUUGAAAAAUACUUACACCAAAUGAUCGACAGUCUCCAGUCCUCGAAAAAGAUGGUAGUCGAUUUUAUUAAUCAAUCAAUUGAGGAUUGUUUCUCAGCAUAAGUUUUAAAUAAUCGAGAAACUGGUCACAUGAUAGUUUAAACAGUGAUGAGUGCAUUGAAUGCUAAAAUAUCCACCAAAGAAGCAAACAUCCUCUUAUACCGCUUGCAUACAGGAGACUUAGAAAGAGAAUACUACGAGAAGAAAAUACAAGCCCUAGUUGAAUUGUUUCACUAGAAUGUGAAGUUAUUAUUAGAACCCAUGGCCAAUCAAGUCCAUAAAUAUCUCAAGUAAUUUCAUCAAGAGAUGGAGAGAAUUCGAAAUCAAAUUAAAGAAGAGCAUUUCCAAAUCAAUAAGAUUAACAUGUUGCCAAAAGCAUUCAAAAUCAAAGAUGUCACCAGCAACCCCAACUUAUAGUUAAAAGUGCCCCCAACAUCAUUUACUAAAUAUUAAACCUCUCAAAACACUUAAUAAUAGGUCUACACAUUAGCCACUGAUUACGACCAAGACGAUGUUGAAUAACUAUCAAGAUGGAAAAUGAACAAAUUAACCAAGUCCAGAAAACUUGAGUUGCUCAAGAGUUUGGAUUACACACAUCACACCAUGAAGACUGAAUAGUCUUAAUCUAUUGUGAAGUAGCAGGUCCCCAUCACGGCUCCAUAUGAUUCUACUGGAACUGAAUUUAAGAGAAUCAUCCAAGUCAACACAUAACAUACUUACCUAUUGAAAAUUAUAAAUAUCUAAAAAAACGUGUGUUUGACAGCAGGAAAGGAAGGCACUCUAAAUAUCAUAACGAUAGAGAUCGAGUAGAGUGAUCUCUCUAUUGUCAAUCAACACCAGCUGAAACCUCAUUAAGAAUUGAAGGAUGUGGAACUAUGUUAGACUCCAGGGAUGUUUCUGACCACUGGCAGGAAUAUCAAGAUCUUGAAUGACAAAUACAUUGAUUUAGGGUUUACUGUCAAAUUAUUUUUGUAUUAGGAUAUGAAAUAAAUUGAGCAACUCACAGAAUUUAGAGAUUUGCAUUAACAACCUAUCGAACAGUUGAAAUUUAUUAAUGAAAAGUAUUUGAGACAAACUGUUGAAUAUUCUAAAUACAGUAAUGAAUUGGAUUUUGCAACCAUUUGUGCAGAUUUCAUUAAGGUGUGGAAGUUUUGCUUCGACAGUUCAAAAAUAUAUGAAGGAGAAAUGCUGGAGUAAUAUAAAGUGGAGUUGAAACCCUCUAUAAUUAAAAGUGUGGACUUCUCAGAUGGAUUAACAAUUGCUUCAGAGAAAUCUACAACUUAUCUCUUCCACGAUUCCUAAUUGUUUAAGCAAAUAAAGAAUGUGACUGGAAAAGACCAAGUACUCAGAUCGAAGUUAAUUUCCAAUCAUCGACUUUUGAUUAUGACUCAGCAGGGUGUGCUUACGAUUAUUGAUCUAAAAAAAAUACAAUUGCCACCUCAUUUAACUAACUCUAAAGACAAUAAACCAUAUGAACCACAGAAAAUUAAUGUCAAAAAGUAUUUGCGUUAGAUAUUGUUCGAAAAGGAAGACAAGGAGUUGGAAUUGAUUGAUGUAAUUCAAGUGAGGAAGAAAUUUCUUUGUCUUCUUCACAGUUCCUAGUUUGAUCACUAUUUGAUUCUGAACGAAUAAUUUGAACUUGAAAAUAAGUAUAGAAUAGCGCCUUCUGAAACUAGAUACCUCAAAUUUUUAGAGAUUUAGACACAUGAUCUAAUGAUAGCUAUAGAAGGCAAAGGCGAUUAUAGUAUUUGGGAUGUUAGCAAAUGA
Messenger RNA from Paramecium tetraurelia, 2103 nucleotides. RefSeq lists its product as uncharacterized. The transcript has 6 exons. The record is from RefSeq and is a predicted model, not a curated record. Lineage: Eukaryota; Ciliophora; Oligohymenophorea; Peniculida; Parameciidae.